UGCCUGGGGCAGCCUCUCUGAGAAGAUGCAUUUUCUUCCUCUCGCCCUGCCGCUCCUUCUCCUCUGCUCCAGAGCUGAAGCUGGAGAGAUCAUCGGGGGCACAGAGUGCAAGCCACACUCCCGCCCGUACAUGGCCCACCUGGAAAUUGUCACUCUCCAGAAUAGACUGUUAUUUUGCGGUGGUUUCCUGAUAAGACGGAACUUUGUGCUGACGGCUGCUCACUGUGCAGGAAGGUCUAUAAUGGUCACACUUGGAGCCCAUAACAUACAAAAGAAAGAAGAUACAUGGCAGAAGCUUGAGGUCAUAAAACAAUUUCCUCACCCAAAAUAUGAUGACAGUGCCUUUCUCCAUGACAUCAUGUUACUGAAGUUGAAGGAGAAAGCUAACCUGACCCUGGCCGUGGGGACGCUCCCCCUUCCGCCCCAGUUCAACGUCAUCCUACCCGGGAGAAUGUGCCGGGUGGCUGGCUGGGGAAGAACACAAGUGAAUGAACCAGGCUCUGAUACUCUGCGAGAGGUGAAGCAGAGGCUCAUGAAUCCCCAAGCCUGCAGACACUACAGAACUUUCGACCACAACUUCCAAUUGUGUGUUGGCAAUCCCAGGAAGACAAAAUCUGCAUUUGAGGCUGCUGCACAGGGCACAUGA
Puma concolor (puma) is the source of this 646-nucleotide messenger RNA. The record is from RefSeq and is a predicted model, not a curated record. NCBI's taxonomy places the organism in Eukaryota, Metazoa, Chordata, Mammalia, Carnivora, Felidae.